AUGCCGUUAUACCAAGUGCAAAUUUUUCCGGAUAAAAACCUGGAAGAGAUAUACAAUAUUAAACACCUUAUGUGCUUUAAUGUCACUGUAGAAAAGUAUAUAGCCAAAAACCAGGUUCCACAAUGCCAUAAUUGCCAGAAAUGGCAUUAUUCUUCUGAUAACUGUCAUGUUGCACCUAGGUGUGUCAAAUGUGCAGGAUUCCACAAAACUGGCAAUUGCGAUAAACCGGGGAAAAUAGAAAAUCCCGUCUGUGUAAAUUGCCUUAGACCACAUGUGGCUUCUUAUAGAGGGUGCCCCAGGUUCCCUACAUAUAAAAAAGUCAAUAAAAAUGUUAAUACCAAGCCAGGAGUUAGCUAUGCCCAGGCAACUAAGAAUUCUAUCAAAACCAGCAAUGCCUCUGCCACAAGUGUCUCUGCGGAUGCGGGUCAGGCAAAAAAGCAAUACUCUCAAAAGGCUGACUUAUCUAUUAAUGCAAGCAAGAUAAAUGUCACUUAUGAAAAUGGUCCUAAACCUAUACCUGAAAAUGUAAACACUGGCUGCCACCACAGAUCUAUUCAAACUCUCACCGAGUUAUCCUCUGAUCAUAAUCCGGUCAUGAUACAGGUGGGGACCUCUGUCUGUAGCACACCACACAAAAAGGCCUUUAUUACUAACUGGGCGGGAUAUGCCAAAGCCUUAAACAACACCCCACUACACAUUCCAACAGCCACCACGGGUGAUGAGUUAGAUGCUUUGGUCCAAGAAUUCACCACAAACUUAACUACUGCCCUGGAUGCAAACAGCACUCCAGUCUCUCACAGGCACAAGGCAACAGAUUCUGAACUGAAGAAGCUCAUCCAGGAAAGAAAUGCUGCCAGAAAGCCACGCAACGACCACACACGAACAACUCCAACAACUACUCCUGUCAAACCCUCAGAGGUCUAUGGCUACAUCGAAAAACUUCUGGUUAAGAAAAGCCCUGGCAUAGACAAGAUUUCUAACAAGAUGAUCGGAUGUAUGGGAAUCCUCAUGCUGCUGAAACUUACAUCCAUCAUCAACGACAUGCUAAGACUGGGACAUUACCCAAUGCUCUGGAAGACUGCAUUUAUUAUACCUAUCCUCAAGCCUGGAAAGCCUCCUGCAGAACCAGCCUCCUACAGACCAAUUAGUCUUCUGUCCUCGCUCCGCAAGGUGGCGGAGCACAUCAUCCUGACAAGACUCCAAGUCUACAUGGACCUUAAAAAUGUCAUCAUUCCACAACAACAUGGUUUCAGGAAGAAACAAUCCUCUGUCCACCAGCUGUACCGGGUGACGGAAUACAUCUCUCAAGGACUGCAGGAGCGGCAGACCACAGGUGCCAUCUUCCUUGAUGUAGCUAAGGCCUUUGAUCGUGUCUGGCUGGAGGGCCUCAUGCACAAAAUUAUCUCCCUGGGUUUCCCAGAUUACAUUACAUUACAUACAGCCAUCACAAUACUCCUAUCUUAA
Stegodyphus dumicola is the source of this 1464-nucleotide messenger RNA. RefSeq lists its product as uncharacterized. Lineage: Eukaryota; Metazoa; Arthropoda; Arachnida; Araneae; Eresidae. The record is from RefSeq and is a predicted model, not a curated record.